Messenger RNA from Pseudopodoces humilis (Tibetan ground-tit), 1716 nucleotides. RefSeq names its product ring finger protein 180 (gene RNF180). Lineage: Eukaryota; Metazoa; Chordata; Aves; Passeriformes; Paridae. Gene Ontology annotation, biological process: positive regulation of proteasomal ubiquitin-dependent protein catabolic process; protein polyubiquitination; norepinephrine metabolic process. Gene Ontology annotation, molecular function: metal ion binding; ubiquitin protein ligase activity; ubiquitin conjugating enzyme binding. The record is from RefSeq and is a predicted model, not a curated record. Gene Ontology annotation, cellular component: endoplasmic reticulum membrane.
UCCCAAGCUGACAUAAUGAACAACCAAGAGGCUGGUGUUCUACGUUGCUGGAGAUGUAGGAAAUGUAUAGCAAAUUCUGUUUUUCUUGCAAAAUGUAAUGGGAAAAAAACAUCCAAAAUAUCACAACUUUCAGCUGCUGCUCAGAAUUCUUGCAAUGCAUGGCAUGUAAGCUUAGAAGCCAUUCCAGAGUGGGUGAAAUGUGUCAUUGAAAAGGCACAGUGGACAAUUGGAAAACUGCACUGUCCGUUCUGUGAGGCCUGCUUAGGGGGCUUUAACUUUGUUUGCAACAAAGAAUGUUCCUGUGGACAGCUAGUAAAUAGACAUUUCUGCAGAAGUUGGACUGAGCAUCAGCCACAUUUGUCUGUUAAAUUGUCAAAAACAUCAGAAAAACAUUUGCUUCUCAAAAUUCAGUCUGGUUUUAAGAAGGAUAAGUGCCAUGAAGUAGUAACUGCAACUUUAGAAAUCAAAAAUCAAGGACUUUCCUACGCAGCUGGAAGUAGUAAUGAAGCUGGCAGAUUAACAGAAGCACUUUGUCUAGAAGUAAGAGCUCCCAGAUAUGAGAUAGAAAGCAAAAAACUUCUCUUAAAGGCAUUUAAUCAAAAAAGAAAUCUCCCUUCUUCCUGUCCUUUAAAAGAUGCAUGCACUGCAAAACCUUUUCACAGAAGAUCACGUAGCUUGGAUUUAAAUACUGGAGAAAGACUUGUUUUGUCACCUGUGUUAUAUGAAACUUGCAACAUGGGAGCACUUUACUGUGGCCAAAAUGAAAAUCCACCCACUUACAUACAAGGGAGCUUUCAAUUAGGGUCCAAUAGGAAAGAUGGUAGUUCUUUUCAGGAUCUGAAUAGUUCCAGUGCUGACUUACUACAAAACCAAUUUCAAGUUACUUCCAUUACCACAUUACUACACAGAGAAACAGAAAGUGAGUGUGAUUUUGAAGUUACCAGGCAAUCUUCUGGGAGUGUCAUUGCUGAUGGGUCCCCAUUUGUGAUGAAUCUUUCAUUGCCUACAAGGGCUGUAGAAGACAAGUGGUACAUCACACCUAGUGGUCUUGUACAGCCUACCAGUAUUUCCUUCAACCAAAAGCUGAGUAAGAGAGAAAGAGACAAGUCAAAAAGCCUGAGGAGAAAACAGAGAAUGAGAGAGCAAUGUCUACAGAAGCGACCUGAAAAUGAUAACCUGCAUGCAGAUGAUGAGCAUGAACUCAGACGAGAUAAAGAAAGCUAUCUCUGUGCUGUGUGUCUGGAUGUUUAUUUCAAUCCUUACAUGUGCUAUCCAUGCCACCAUAUCUUUUGUGAACCUUGCUUAAGGAUGCUUGCCAAAGACAAUCCAGCCAGCACUCCAUGUCCACUGUGUCGUACUACAAUUGCCACAGUCUUUUUCCAAACAGAUCUGAAUAACUCUACCAGAUCCUUUUUCCCUAUGGAAUAUUUGAAUCUAAAGGAAAAUUUUCAAAAAUCCAAUUCUGCUAAAUGGCCUCUACCAAGCUGCAAGAAAGCAUUCAGAGUUCUUGAAGCAGGUUUUCGGAGACGCUCAAAUACUGUAACAAGGAGGCAUUUCCCACAUGCUGCUCACAGGAUGGACUAUAUGGACUUCGAGGAUGAUAGCCGUGGAUGGCGUUUUGAUAUGGACAUGGUGAUCAUUUACAUUUAUUCAGUCAACUGGAUAAUAGGAUUUAUUGUUUUCUGUUUCCUUUGUUAUUUCUUUUUCCCUCUAUAG